AUGUCUGUUCUCUCCCGCGACUCGAUUUUGAAAGCUAUUCAAGCCAAACAAAUUACCAUCACUCCAUUCAACUUGUCUCACUUGGGUCCUGCUUCUUAUGACUUAACUCUUGGAGAUGAAUUCAGAGAAAUGACAGUUUCCGAAGAUGUUAUUCCAAUUACUGAUGACGUUGACUAUAAGCAAUACUCAAAGGUUGUUAAGGUUCCAAAGGGUGAAUGCUUUGUUCUCAAACCAGGUCAAACUGUUUUGGGCAUCACUGAAGAAACUGUCAGUAUUUCACCAAGUUUCUGUGGUUUGUUGGAAGGUAGAUCUAGAUUCGCUCGUAUGGGUCUUGCUAUUCACAUCACUGCUGGUUUCAUGCAACCAGGUAUUAACAACAAGCAAGUCUUGGAAAUUUUCAAUGCUAGUCCUAAUUCUCUUGCAUUGUAUCCAGGCACUCACUUGUGUCAAUUCGUCUUUAUGAAGCUUGAAGGUAGAGCUGUUUAUACUGGACGUUUUGCAUCUCAAUCCCUCGAUUAAAUAAAUUAUCUAUUUACCUUGAAUUGGAAGGUAAUUGAAAUAUUAAUUAGGAAGGUUUGUAAAAAUCUUCAAUAAACUAGUGUAAAGAAUCGUAUAUUUAUUAGAAAA
Molecule: messenger RNA, 627 nt
Organism: Naegleria gruberi
Lineage: Eukaryota; Heterolobosea; Eutetramitea; Acrasida; Naegleriidae
Product: dCTP deaminase
Exons: 4
Coding region: 1-519 (172 amino acids)
Biological process (GO): dUTP biosynthetic process
Molecular function (GO): dCTP deaminase activity
Source: RefSeq, a predicted model, not a curated record